Molecule: messenger RNA, 3300 nt
Organism: Chelonoidis abingdonii (Abingdon island giant tortoise)
Lineage: Eukaryota; Metazoa; Chordata; Testudines; Testudinidae
Source: RefSeq, a predicted model, not a curated record
CAGGAAAAAAGAAUGAUAUGCUGGUAUAUUGCAGGCAUCAAGAGCAACAUGGGUGGUUCAAUCUCUUCUCACAAGAUGGAGACCUCUUUGCUACAAGAAACAGUUUCAGGAGGAGAAGAUGAAAUCCAGCAGCUGCAAAAAGCAUUGCUAGAUUAUUUGGAUGAAAACACAGAGACUGAUGCCUCAUUACUGUUUUCUCGGAAAUUUUAUAUAGCUCAGUGGUUCCGUGACACAACUAUGGAGACAGAGAAAGCAAUGAAAUCUCAGAAGGAUGAGGAUUCAUCUGAAGGAACUCACCAUGCAAAAGAAAUUGAGACAACAGGACAAAUCAUGCACAUAGCAGAAGGUCGUAAAAAAUUUCUUCGCAGUAUCAUUAAAACUGCACCCUCUCAGUUCAGUACAUUGAAGAUGAAUUCUGAUACAGUGGACUAUGAAGAUGCUUGCUUGAUUGUUCGCUACUUGGCCUCUAUGAGGCCGUUUGCCCAGAGCUUCGAUAUUUAUUUGACACAGAUUCUACGUGUGCUUGGUGAAAAUGCGAUUGCAGUUCGAACAAAAGCCAUGAAGUGUUUGUCUGAGGUUGUUGCUGUAGACCCCAGCAUUCUAGCCAGGUUGGAUAUGCAACGAGGUGUUCACGGACGGUUAAUGGAUAACUCCACUAGUGUACGAGAAGCAGCUGUGGAGUUGCUUGGUCGGUUUGUGCUCUGUCGACCUCAGCUUGCUGAGCAGUAUUAUGACAUGCUCAUUGAGCGAAUACUGGAUACUGGUAUCAGUGUCAGAAAGAGAGUUAUAAAGAUUCUUAGGGAUAUCUGCAUUGAACAGCCAACAUUUCCCAAAAUUACAGAGAUGUGCGUGAAAAUGAUUCGCAGAGUUAAUGAUGAAGAGGGCAUUAAGAAACUGGUGAAUGAGACAUUCCAGAAACUCUGGUUUACUCCAACUCCCCACAAUGACAAAGAAGCAAUGACAAGGAAAAUACUAAACAUCACUGAUGUGGUUGCAGCUUGUAGAGAUACAGGAUAUGAUUGGUUUGAACAACUUCUUCAAAAUCUUUUGAAAUCAGAAGAAGAUGCCUCAUAUAAACCUGUGAAGAAAGCCUGUACUCAGCUUGUUGAUAAUCUGGUUGAGCACAUUCUUAAAUAUGAGGAAUCUCUAGCAGACUCUGACAACAAGGGUGUGAAUUCUGGUCGCUUGGUAGCUUGCAUAACCACUUUGUUCUUAUUCAGCAAAAUCAGGCCCCAGCUAAUGGUCAAACAUGCCAUGACCAUGCAGCCAUACCUUACCACUAAAUGUAGUACCCAAAAUGAUUUCAUGGUGAUCUGCAAUGUUGCAAAAAUCUUAGAGCUGGUGGUGCCAUUGAUGGAGCAUCCAAGUGAGACCUUCCUUGCCACUAUUGAGGAAGAUCUCAUGAAACUUAUAAUCAAAUAUGGCAUGACGGUAGUGCAGCACUGUGUGAGCUGUCUUGGGGCUGUUGUAAACAAGGUUACUCAAAAUUAUAAAUUUGUAUGGGCCUGUUUUAAUAGAUACUAUGGUGCACUUUCAAAAUUAAAAAGUCAACACCAAGAAGACCCAAACAGUACUAUACUUACAGCCAAUAAACCAGCACUCCUUAGAUCUCUUUUCACUGUUGGAGCACUGUGUCGCCAUUUUGAUUUUGAUCAGGAAGAUUUUAAAGGCAACAGUAAGGUUAACAUUAAGGAUAAAGUCCUUGAACUGCUGAUGUAUUUUACAAAACAUUCAGAUGAAGAGGUACAAACAAAAGCUAUAAUUGGUUUAGGAUUUGCAUUUAUUCAACACCCAAGUCUAAUGUUUGAGCAGGAGGUGAAGACUCUGUACAACAGCAUUCUCUCUGAUAAGAACAGCUCAGUAAACUUAAAAAUCCAGGUGUUAAAAAAUCUCCAAACCUAUCUACAGGAGGAGGAUACGCGUAUGCAGCAGGCAGAUAGAGAGUGGAAGAAAGUAGCAAAACAGGAGGAUCUGAAAGAAAUGGGUGAUAUUUCCUCAGGGAUGAGCAGCUCCAUCAUGCAACUUUAUCUCAAACAGGUUCUUGAGGCUUUCUUUCAUGCACAAUCCAGUGUACGCCACUUUGCUCUAAAUGUCAUUGCACUGACAUUAAACCAGGGUCUUAUCCAUCCAGUUCAGUGUGUGCCAUAUUUAAUUGCUAUGGGCACAGAUCCAGAGCCCUCUAUGCGGAACAAAGCUGACCAGCAACUGGUGGAAAUAGACAAAAAAUAUGCUGGAUUCAUUCAUAUGAAAGCAGUGGCUGGUAUGAAGAUGUCUUACCAGGUACAACAGGCAAUCAACACAUGCCCAAAGAAUCCUGUAAGGGGCUUUAGGCAUGAUGAAUCCUCCAGCGCUUUGUGUUCACAUCUAUACUCCAUGAUCAGAGGGAACCGUCAACACAGACGAGCCUUUCUAAUUUCUUUACUCAACCUCUUUGAUGACACAGCAAAAACAGAGGUGAAUAUGCUCUUGUAUAUAGCAGACAAUCUAGCGUGUUUUCCUUAUCAAACACAGGAAGAGCCACUGUUUAUAAUGCAUCAUAUAGACAUUACAUUGUCAGUUUCUGGUAGUAACCUGUUACAGUCAUUUAAGGAGUCUAUGGUAAAGGACAAAAGAAGAGAGAGGAAACCUUCAUCUGAUGAGGAGAGUGAAAGUGACAGUAACAGUGAGAGUGAGAGUGAAAGUGAAAGUGAAGAAGAAGUUAUCAAGCCUCGGAAGUUACCUAAACGUGUAGACUCUGAUUCAGAUUCUGGUGAAGAAAAUGAUAUAAAUGCCGUGAUGAAAUGUUUGCCAGACAAUUCAGCUCCUUUAAUUGAAUUUGCAAAUGUCUCCCAAGGCAUAUUGUUGCUUUUGAUGCUAAAACAGCAUUUAAAGAAUCUUUGUGGAUUCUCUGAUAGUAAAAUUCAGAAAUAUUCUCCAUCCGAAUCUGCAAAAGUUUAUGAUAAAGCGAUAAAUAGGAAGACAGGAGUGCAUUUCCAUCCGAAACAGACGCUAGAUUUUCUACGAAGUGAUAUGGCUAAUUCCAAGAUCACUGAAGAUGUGAAGAGGAAUAUAGUAAAACAAUACUUGGAUUUCAAGCUCCUUAUGGAACACUUGGAUCCUGAUGAAGAGGAAGAAGAUGGGGAGGUUUCAGCUAGCACUAAUGCUCGAAACAAAGCAAUUACCUCGCUGCUUGGAGGAGGCAGCCCUAAAAACAAUGCAGCUGAGACAGAGGACGAUGAAAGUGAUGGGGAGGAUAGAGGAGGAGGCACUUCAGGGGUGAGGCGGAGGAGGAGUCAACGUAUUUCGCAGCGUAUUACGUAA